AUGGCCGAGGACACGUCAAUGAUUUCUCCGGAAGAGCUCGACUUCAUCCGUCAACGUGCUCUCCGUCGUUUCGACUCGAUUGUGCCAACCGCCGGAAGAGAAGGAAACGAGAUCGCUUCGGACAUCUUCAAGGGAAGAACUCUUGCCAUUUACACUUCUGGAGGAGAUUCCCAAGGUAUGAACAGUGCCGUCCGCAGUAUCACUCGUAUGGCUAUCUACUGUGGAUGCAAAGUCUACUUGAUCUACGAGGGAUACGAAGGAAUGAUUGAAGGUGGUGAUUUCAUCAAAGAGGCCACGUGGAACACUGUCUCCGACAUCAUCCAACAGGGAGGAACUAUCAUUGGAUCGGCCAGAUCAUCUGAAUUCAGAACUCGUGAAGGACGUCUCAAGGCUGCAACCAACUUGAUCAAUCGCGGAAUCGGACGUCUUGUCUGUAUUGGAGGAGAUGGUUCCCUCACCGGAGCCAACACUUUCCGUCUCGAGUGGACUGAUCUUGUGCAAGAACUUGUCAGAACUGACCGUGUCACCGCUGCUAUGGCCAAGAAGAUUCCAUACAUCCAAAUCGUUGGACUUGUCGGAUCCAUUGACAACGAUUUUUGCGGAACUGACAUGACAAUCGGAACUGACUCAGCCCUUCAGAGAAUCAUCAGCUCCAUCGACGCCGUAGUCGCCACCGCUCAAUCUCACCAGAGAGCUUUCGUCAUUGAGGUCAUGGGUCGUCACUGUGGAUAUCUCGCACUAGUUGCUGCGUUGGCUUCCGAAGCAGAUUUCUGUUUCAUCCCUGAAUGGCCAGCACCAGAAAACUGGCGUGACGUUCUAUGUGACAAGUUGUCUCAAAUGAGAUCAGAGGGACAACGUCUUAACAUCAUCAUUGUCGCCGAGGGAGCUAUUGAUCGUGAUGGAAAACCAAUCACUGCUGAAGAUGUCAAGACUGCCGUCAAAAACAAGUUGAAGUACGACACACGUGUCACUAUUCUUGGACAUGUCCAACGUGGAGGUGCUCCAUCUGCUUUCGAUCGUCUUCUCGGUUGCAGAAUGGGUGCUGAAGCCGUCUUCGCUCUUAUGGAAAUGACUGAGGACUCAGAGCCAUGUGUCAUUUCUAUUGACGGAAACGUCAUGGUCCGUGUGCCAUUGCUCAAAUGUGUUGAGAGAACUCAAAUGGUUCAAAAAGCUAUGGCCGACAAGGAUUGGACUACCGCCGUCAUGCUCCGUGGUCGUAGUUUCCAGAGAAAUCUCGAAACUUACAAGUUGCUCACCAAAAUGAGAACCGUUGAGAAGGACAAUCUCUCGGAGGGACACAAGUUCAACGUGGCUGUGAUCAAUGUUGGAGCACCAGCCGGAGGAAUGAAUGCCGCUGUUCGUUCAUACGUCAGAAUGGCUCUUUACCAUCAGUGCACAGUUUACGGAAUUGAAGACAGUUUUGAGGGUCUUGCCAACGGACUGUUCAAAAAGUUCAAGUGGUCUGACGUGACUAACUGGGCAAUGUACGGAGGAUCAUUCCUUGGUACCCAGAAGAGUCUUCCAACUCCUGAAACAAUGCCACAGAUUGCCGAGCAGCUCAAGAAGCAUAAUAUCCAAGCUUUGUUGCUUGUCGGAGGUUUCGAAGCCUACCACAGCACAAUUCUUUUAGCCGAAAUGCGUGAGAAAUAUCCAGAGUUCUGUAUCCCAAUGUGUGUCAUUCCAUGCACAAUCUCCAACAAUGUUCCAGGAACAAUGGUUUCUCUUGGAUCCGAUACUGCCAUCAAUGAGAUUUGCCAGAUGAUUGACAAAAUCAAACAGUCGGCUACUGGAACCAAAAGACGAGUGUUUAUUGUGGAGACAAUGGGUGGAUACUGUGGAUAUCUUGCUACUGUAUCAGCCUUGAGUUCCGGAGCUGAUAACGCCUACAUCUUCGAGGAACCAUUCACUGUUCAAGAUCUCUCUGAUGACGUUGAUGUCAUUCUCUCAAAGAUGGAAGUUGGAGCCAAACGUUAUUUGGUUGUCAGAAACGAAUGGGCUGACAAGAACCUGACCACUGACUUUGUACAGAGCCUGUUCAAUUCGGAAGGAAAGAAGCAGUUCACCACCCGUGUCAAUGUUCUGGGACACGUUCAACAAGGAGGAUCUCCAACUCCAUUCGACAGAAAUAUGGGAACCAAAUUGGCAGCUCGUGCUUUGGAGUUCUUGCUUAUUCAACUCAAGGAGAAUCUCACCGCUGACAACAAAGUGGUCGCAAAGACUCCACAUACGGCGACUCUUCUUGGUCUGAAGGGUAGAAAGGUUGUGUUCACUCCAGUUCAAGAUCUCAAGAAGGACACUGACUUUGAGCAUCGUCUUCCAAACGAUCAAUGGUGGCUCGGACUUCGCCCACUUCUUCGUGUCCUCGCUCGUCAUCGUUGCAACGUCGAAAGCUCAGCCGUCUUGGAGUCCGUUGAGGAGGAGAGUGCUGACACCCAUAUGUUCUAA
Caenorhabditis remanei is the source of this 2445-nucleotide messenger RNA. RefSeq lists its product as uncharacterized. Gene Ontology annotation, biological process: fructose 6-phosphate metabolic process; canonical glycolysis; fructose 1,6-bisphosphate metabolic process. Gene Ontology annotation, molecular function: fructose-6-phosphate binding; monosaccharide binding; identical protein binding. NCBI's taxonomy places the organism in Eukaryota, Metazoa, Nematoda, Chromadorea, Rhabditida, Rhabditidae. Gene Ontology annotation, cellular component: cytoplasm; 6-phosphofructokinase complex. The record is from RefSeq and is a predicted model, not a curated record. The transcript has 7 exons. Bases 1 to 2445 code for a protein of 814 amino acids.